GCUGGACCAUUAUGCCAUUAUCAAGUUCCCUCUGACCACAGAAUCAGCCAUGAAGAAGAUUGAGGACAACAACACUCUGGUGUUUAUUGUUGAUGUCAAGGCAAACAAGCACCAGAUCAAACAGGCUGUCAAGAAGCUGUAUGAUAUUGAUGUGGCCAAGGUCAACACAUUGAUCAGGCCUGAUGGGGAGAAGAAGGCUUAUGUCCGACUGGCUCCGGAUUAUGAUGCACUGGAUGUAGCCAACAAGAUUGGAAUCAUCUAAACUGCAUCGACCCAGGACUGUACAGAUGGGAUAAUAAACCCUGU
Chaetura pelagica (chimney swift) is the source of this 306-nucleotide messenger RNA. It is a transcript of the gene RPL23A, whose product is annotated as ribosomal protein L23a. The transcript is spliced from 3 exons. NCBI's taxonomy places the organism in Eukaryota, Metazoa, Chordata, Aves, Apodiformes, Apodidae. Gene Ontology annotation, biological process: translation; ribosomal large subunit assembly. The record is from RefSeq and is a predicted model, not a curated record. Gene Ontology annotation, molecular function: rRNA binding; structural constituent of ribosome. Gene Ontology annotation, cellular component: ribosome; cytosolic large ribosomal subunit. The annotation marks the transcript as partial.